Messenger RNA from Sorex araneus (European shrew), 954 nucleotides. RefSeq names its product olfactory receptor 8I2-like. The record is from RefSeq and is a predicted model, not a curated record. Gene Ontology annotation, biological process: G protein-coupled receptor signaling pathway; sensory perception of smell. Lineage: Eukaryota; Metazoa; Chordata; Mammalia; Eulipotyphla; Soricidae. Gene Ontology annotation, molecular function: odorant binding; G protein-coupled receptor activity; olfactory receptor activity. The transcript has a single exon. Gene Ontology annotation, cellular component: membrane. The coding region runs from base 1 to 954 and encodes 317 amino acids.
AUGGCUGAGAACAAUUUCACGCAGGUGACCUUCUUCAUACUCUCUGGAUUUGCUAAUCACCCUGAACUUCAAGUCAGCCUUUUCUUAAUAUUUCUUUUUAUCUAUCUAUUCACUGUUUUGGGGAACCUUGGUCUCAUUGUGUUAAUCAGAGUAGACUCUAAGCUUCACAGUCCUAUGUACUUUUUCCUUAGCAAUUUGGCAUUUAUUGACAUUUUCUAUUCCUCUACAAUAACCCCCAAGGCUCUGGUAACAUUCCAAUCCAACCAGAAAACCAUCUCUUUCGUUGGCUGUUUUGUUCAAAUGUGCUUUUUUGUGAGUUUGGCAGGUAGUGAAUGCUUUCUUCUGGGCUCCAUGGCCUACGACCGCUAUGUAGCAAUCUGCAACCCCUUACUGUAUUCAGUAAUUAUGUCACAGAGAGUGUGCAACUGGUUGGGAAUAAUGCCAUUUGUGAUUGCUUUCACAAAUUCUAUAAUAUCUACCUGUGUGAUCAGCAGCUUGCCAUACUGUGGUUCCAACAUCAACCAUUUCUUCUGUGACACCACAGCGCUUUUGGCGCUGUCCUGUGUGGAUACAUUCAAUACAGAGAUCAUGGUCUUUGUGUUAGCUGGGUUCAGUAUUAUGUUUACACUCCUCAUUAUCACUGUCACUUACAUCGCCAUCAUCUCAGCCAUCCUGAGGAUCCAGUCCGCAGCAGGCAGGAAGAAGGCCUUUUCGACAUGUGCCUCUCACCUCAUGGGGGUAACUAUCUUCUAUGGUACCCUGAUUUUCACAUAUUUGCAGCCUGAUAGCUCAUUAUCUCUGACCCAGGCACAGGUGGCCUCUGUGUUCUAUACCAUUGUCAUUCCAAUGCUGAAUCCCCUCAUCUAUAGUCUGAGAAACAAGGAUGUGAAAGAUGCUUUCCUGCGAGUCAUACUCAGACAAUUUUUUUCCAUGAAAAAUUUAUGGAAAUUAUAG